Daldinia decipiens is the source of this 751-nucleotide messenger RNA. RefSeq lists its product as uncharacterized. The record is from RefSeq and is a predicted model, not a curated record. The coding region runs from base 217 to 585 and encodes 122 amino acids. Lineage: Eukaryota; Fungi; Ascomycota; Sordariomycetes; Xylariales; Hypoxylaceae. The transcript has 4 exons.
UGGAUACUAACCCCGACGCAGCUUGGCACCUCAUUCGUCUUCUGAAGCCGAAAAAGUGACAUUGAAUGGGGAUACAGAAUGCCUAGGUAAUUAUACGCUGUGGUUGUGGCUAUUAGGUUAGGUGCGAUUUCAUUGUCCUCAAAACUCCGAGCGCUACGAUGGCCAGAUUCCGCUGCAGGUAGUAACGAGAUCAGUUUAUAAGCCCACGUUUCCUCCAUGAACGAAUAUCUUCUCUACGAAUACUCAAUCACGACACCCAGUCUUCGCAAAACCAUGCCUUUAUACCACAUAGUAUUGUUCCGGUUAAAGCCGUCAACGCCGGUGGAAAGCCUCGAUGAAUUCAAAAGGAGAGCCGCAGCGAUGGUGUCGCAGAUUCCUGGUCUCUUAAAGAUAGACAUUAAUAGUCCAUGGCCCGGCACGGCACAUAGAAGUAGAGGCUACAACAUGGGUGUCGUAGCUGUUCUGGAGAAAGCGGAGGACAUUGUGGGCUACGCAACUCAUCCAGCCCACCUAUAUACCCAGGAACUUCGCACUGAGAUCUGCGAGGAUGACACUCUUGCAUAUGACCUGGAAUUCCCGGCCUGAUGAGUCUAAUUCGAAUAGAUCAGAAGAGUAUGAUAUGCCUACGCUCAGAUUAUCUCAUUAUUCUGCUUCUACAUGUGCAUUCAACCCCACCUGACCGUAGAUACUUGAUGGUCAAAGCAUCUUAGACAUGGAUCAAUAUUAUUGUCCACCUCUCCAAUUGGUUUCG